Messenger RNA from Dermacentor albipictus, 2178 nucleotides. Its product is annotated as FERRY endosomal RAB5 effector complex subunit 3. Lineage: Eukaryota; Metazoa; Arthropoda; Arachnida; Ixodida; Ixodidae. The record is from RefSeq and is a predicted model, not a curated record. Gene Ontology annotation, cellular component: cytoplasm.
CGAUAGAAAUCCAAUCCGAUCCACAAGUCAAGAAGGCGUGGUUUCGGAAGCGCCGACGCCGACAUAAAAUACCAAUACAUCUUCCCGAAGGACCAGCUUCCGUCCCGUGGGGCCUGCAAGAAGAACCGGACACGAUGACCGCCGCUCCGACAACAGUUGAGAGAGACUUCGUAUGGUGCGCAUCCUAUGCGAAGCGAGAUUUUAAAGUACAGCGCGCGAUCCGCAUUCCCAACGAACUUCCCUUGAAGGAGAUCGUCUUCCGAGUCAUGCAGGAAGACAAGCUUCCCUGCUACGUCGAAGACGAUUUGACGAAGAGCCUGAGCGACUUCGUUUCCCGGGAAACCGAGCUAUUCUACGACGAAGGAGCGACGGAAGCGAUCGAAAAGUUCCGCAAGGACGGCGACGUCGCCACCCUAGCGGCGCGCUGGGCGCGGGACUUCAAGGAGGAACACCUGUGCUAUGCCAGCCCGGAGGAGGAGACCAGAGACAGCAAGUUCCCUACGAUGUACCACACGCUCAUACAUUCGCCAGCGCUGGACACCAUGCUCAACUUGGAGCACAGCUAUGCGUUGGCCGUCGGCGACAUGGUGCGAGAACGUGAUGAAACGCUCAGCCACUUGCAGAAGAGGCAAACACAGGAAAUGGAACGCUGUGUGCAGCAAGUUGGGCUUGGUCUCACUGAUCGCGACAUAAAUGACAUUGCAGCAAGACACUUCGAAGAAACUCAAAGAGUAUCUGGCCAAUGGGACAGCCGCAUAGAUUCGCUGAAGCAGACCCAGAAGAAGGAGUUCCGUGACUGGGUCCAUACUGUCUAUGAGGACUACAUCAUUUCCAAGGGCGGCCGUGGGUUUGGGGAACGAUUGCGGGCAGCAUCGAAGUCGCUGGCAGGGCACGAUGUGCAGAAUUGGACACCACCUCCUCCUCGGCCUUCCGAGAGUUUUACCAUUCACUUGGGCUCUCAGCUGAAGGUGAUGCACAACCUCAGACUGCUGUCGGCCAACAUCCUUGACCUUUGCCGUCAUGUCACAUUAGGCAUGGGAGUUCCGGCACCGCAAAGGUUGCAGAUGGCCAUGUCACUCUACUCCAACAGCCUCUCGGGCAUUGUCCUGCUCGUCGACAACCGGAUCAACUCUUACGUUGGCAUCAAGAGAGAGUUUGCAGCCAUCUGCCACGAAUCGACAGAGCUGCACUUUCCGGACUUGGAGGAACAGCUGGAGACCAUCCGAACCAAAGCCCGUGAGGCAAGUGAGACCCGAGCUGCAGCGAGCCUGUCAGGGUCAGACGGCAGCUCGAGCCAGUCCAGUCGCCGGUCUAGCUUUUCUGGGCAGGACAGUUCGGUUUCGGGGCCGAGCCCAACGUUGCAGACGGGCGACUUCUACGUCACGCGCCAUUCGAACCUGUCCGAGGCCCACAUCGUGUUCCACGUUGUCAGUGAUGACUCGCUACGACUGCCAGACAUAAGCUCGCGGCACCCCAUCAUCCUAGGAUUGCGCAAUGUGCUCCGGGUGGCGCACGAGCGCGACGUCUGCAACGUGACUCUGCCUUUGCUGCUCGUUCAUGAACUGUCCGAGGAAAUGACAAUCCCUUGGUGCUUGAAGCGGGCUGAACUGGUGUUCAAGUGUAUAAAGGGCUUCAUGAUCGAGAUGGCUUCGUUGGUCGGCGAAGAAACGCGGACAGUCCAAUUCCUUGUGCCUCAGGGCAUUUCAGAAGACCUCUUUGCCAGCCUCUCUGGAAUGCUGUCGUCAAUCUUCAGAAUCUCCAAUCCACUUGUACUGAAGUGACGCACUUCGAUGACGUAUGCCUGCCUCGAAGACCACGAGAGAAAGAUGUUCUCGGACACUAACAUAAUUUUUAGACUGAACGACCAGUGUGUCACUAGCCCACCUUGAAAGGGACACAAGAGACAACACGUGAUGAUUGUUUUGACAGUGUCAUGUGCAUAGCUACCAAGAAGGACAAAGGGGCUGUUCCGAAGAGUGUAAAUAUCCGUUGCUUUAUUACAGUGGGGAUUGCCAUUACGUUGAUCACCUACAGAUUGACCUGCUCCCCGUCGUGAACAAUCCGGUGCAUUUUGUACCAUACUCAUCAUUGUGAUAUGUUCAACGUAAGGUGCAGCACCUGCACCUACUACUGUGAUCAAUGCUCUACGUUAUUAAAACAUUUAUUUGCAAUGCGAAA